GCUGGGAGUCGACUGGGUAGCGAGUCCAGGAAAACAGCGGCGAGGAUGAGGGAGAAACUUUGAAUGAUAGCUCGACGUUUGGUGUCAAUUCCAUGUUUCAGGGAGAAAACGUUCAGCAAGAGGACUUUUGGAAGCGUUGCAUAAAUCGUCUUUGUGAAUAUUCGGCGUUAAGUGCGCUCGUUGAGGCAAUAUUUAAUCACCUGGAGGGGAAAAUGCUCGUUGGAGACGGUGACUGUUGAUUUUCUGUCGGGACAUUCUGUUAUUUUUCUUCUGAACUUGAGCUAAAAUGGCAGAACGCGAGAGUUUGGAGUUCGGUAAAGCCGAUUUCGUGCUUCUGGAUAAUGUGUCCAUGGAAGAGUUCAUGGCCAACCUAAAACUCAGGUUUGAAAAGGGUAGAAUCUACUCUUACAUUGGAGAGGUGGUGGUGUCUGUUAACCCAUACCGUGCCAUGAACAUCUAUGGCCGUGAUGUCAUCGAGCAAUACAAAGGCCGGGAGCUCUACGAGAGGCCACCACAUCUUUUCGCCAUUGCCGAUGCUGCAUAUAAAGCAAUGAAGAGACGCAAUAAAGACACUUGUAUAGUCAUCUCAGGGGAAAGUGGAGCUGGUAAGACAGAAGCCAGCAAGUACAUCAUGCAAUACAUCGCUGCGAUCACCAACCCCAACCAGAGAGCCGAAGUGGAGAGGGUGAAAAAUAUGCUGCUCAAGUCCAACUGUGUUCUGGAAGCUUUCGGGAACGCCAAGACCAACCGAAACGAUAACUCCAGCCGCUUCGGGAAAUACAUGGACAUCAACUUUGACUUCAAGGGAGACCCCAUCGGAGGACACAUCAACAACUACCUGUUAGAGAAGUCCAGAGUGAUUUUCCAGCAGGAAGGAGAAAGAAGUUUUCAUUCUUUUUACCAGCUGCUGAGAGGAGCUCCUGAUUCUCUCCUCCGAUCUCUUCACGUCCAGAAAGACCCCACAGCUUUCAGCUACAUUAAAGUUGGCGGUCAAGUCAAGUCGUCCAUUAAUGAUGGUGCAGACUUUAAAGCUGUUGCAGAUGCCAUGAAAGUCAUCGGUUUCACUGUGGAUGAGAUCCAGACUGUGUACAAGAUCCUGGCCAGCAUCCUGCACCUGGGCAACCUGACCUUUGGUGUCGAUGGAGAUGUAACAUUGAUUGAGAACUCCAAGCUUGUUUCGGUUAUCGGUGACCUGCUGACCACUAAAGAGGAGAAUGUGGAGAAGGCCCUGCUGUACCGCACUGUGGCCACGGGACGGGAUGUCAUCGAGAAGCAGCACACGGCUCAGGAGGCCGGUUAUGGACGAGACGCUCUGGCCAAGGCCAUGUACGAGCGGCUGUUCUGCUGGAUCGUGGGGCGCAUCAAUGAUGUCAUUGAGGUGAAGAGCUAUGACGCCAGAGUCCAUGGGAAGAACACGGUGAUCGGGGUUCUGGACAUCUACGGUUUUGAGAUUUUUCAGAACAACAGUUUUGAACAGUUCUGCAUUAACUACUGCAAUGAGAAGCUGCAGCAACUGUUCAUCCAGCUGGUUCUGAAGCAGGAGCAGGACGAGUACCAGCGAGAGGGAAUCCCUUGGAAACAUAUCGACUACUUCAACAACCAAAUCAUUGUCGACUUGGUGGAGCAGCAGCACAAGGGAAUUUUCUCAGUUCUGGACGAAGCGUGCAUGAAUGUGGGAAAAGUCACCGACGAGGUCUUCCUGCAGGGACUCAACGGCAAACUUGCUAAACAUGCUCAUUACACCAGUCGGAAGCUUUCACCAACAGACAAGAGUUUAGAGUUUGACAGGGACUUCCGUAUCCGACACUACGCUGGAGACGUGGUGUACUCAGUGGUGGGUUUCAUAGACAAGAACAAAGACACACUGUUCCAGGACUUCAAGAGGCUGCUGUACAACAGUUCUAACCCAGUACUGAAGGGAAUGUGGCCCGAGGGCAAGCUGAGCAUCACUGAGGUGACCAAGCGCCCACUGACUGCUGCUACUCUCUUCAAGAACUCCAUGAUCUCCCUGGUGGAGAACUUGGCCUGCAAGGAGCCAUACUAUGUCCGCUGCAUCAAACCCAAUGACGUGAAGUCGCCGCUGCUGUUCGAACACGAACGCUGUCGCCACCAAGUGGAAUACCUGGGUCUGCUGGAGAACGUCCGAGUGCGACGGGCUGGAUUCGCCUACAGACAGACUUAUCCUCGCUUCCUGCAGAGGUACAAGAUGAUCUCUGAGUUCACAUGGCCAAAUCAUGAGCUUCCCUCAGAUAAGGACGCCGUCACCAGGCUGAUGCACGGUUGUGGAUUCGAUCACGAUGUGGCUUAUGGCAAAACCAAAGUCUUCAUUAGGACUCCAAGGACUCUGUUCAGUCUGGAGGAGCAGCGAGGGGAAAUGGUCAAGAGGAUUGUGCUUUUCCUGCAGAAGGUAUGGAGAGGGACUCUAGCUAGAAUCAGGUAUCGGAGGAUGCGUGCCGCCCUUGUCAUCCUGAGAGCUUAUCGGCGCUACAAAGUCAAGUCCUACAUCCGAGAAGUGAAUCACCGAUUCAGAAACGUCAAGACCAUGAAGGACUACGGCCGACAUGUGAAGUGGCCUACUCCCCCCAAAGUCCUUCGCAAGUUCGAGGAGGCACUCAGGAACAUCUACAACAGGUGGUGGGCCUGGACGCUGAUCAAAACCCUGACUCCUGAAGAGACCCUGCAGGUGAGAGCCAAGGUUGCCUGCAUGGAGGCGCUGAAGGGCCACAGAGCAGACAUGGGGCUCCUCAGGGCCUGGGAAGGAAACUACCUGAAGCGAGACAAUGCAGAAGCAGCCUCAUCAUUCUCACUGGUCUGUAGCGAACUGCAGCGGAAAGACAAAUUUAUGCGGAUCCUCUUCUCCUGCAAUGUCCGGAAGAUCAACCGUUUUCACAAAGCUGAGGACCGUGUUGUGCUCAUCACUGACCGUCACCUGUACAAGAUCGACCCGCAGAAGCAGUUCAAGCCCAUGAAGAGCAUCCCACUGUACAAUGUGUCAGGGCUCAGUGUGUCUCCAGGAAAAGACCAGCUGGUGGUUUUCCACACCAAAGACAGUAGAGAUCUGGUGGUUUGUCUGCAGGGCAUGAGGCCCCCAAAUGAGAGUCGCAUCGGAGAGCUGGUGGGAACCAUGCUGAGCCACUUCAAGACUGAGAAGAGGAAGCUGCAGGUCAACAUCACCAGUCCGAUCCAGUGCAGCAUGAACGGCAGGAAAUGCACCGUCAUCGUGGAGCCCAAGAUCAACCAGCCCCAGCCGGACUUCACAAAGAGCAGAUCCGGUUACAUCCUGGCUGUUCCCGGGAAUUAGAUCAGUGGCCGCAGAGUCGGGAUGAUGGCUCCCUUUCAUGUUCCUGAAGCUGCUGUGAUAAUGUAUCCCUGACUGUGCCAAAGCUCACCUGUUCAUCUGGCCAGAGCUCGUGCCCGAAUGGCUUUGUCCAACAAAGGUUUUGUCCAGUGCAAUAUUUCUUUCUUUCGAUUCGCUGAAGCCAUUGUCAAAACCACUGACGUUGUGUCCAACGAUUCUAAAGUCAUAACCCUAAAGAGGAAGGAGUGAUAUAUUUAAAGACGGUCUACAGCCGUGACUGAAAUUAAAUGGAAACCUGUGCUUUAAACAUGAAAGCAACUGCACCUGACUGUGUCACGCAGCAAUGCGAUGUUGAUAUCUUAAAAAUCAUUUAAUAGUUUCAUGUUUUUUCUAGACCUACACCCUCAUUGUCCAAACCACCGUGGCCGGAAACAGAGAGAGCGCCCACCGUUCUGUAGCAACCUGACCCCGUCUGCGAUCAUGUGCGUGUGACAGAUGUACACGAUAUGUAUACGAUUGACGUCUACAUCUGAGUUUUCUUACUGAAUGAGUUCAGCAGUCCCCAUCUUCCAGCUCCCGUUUCUCCACCUGAACCCUGUACAGCUUUAACAAGUACAUUAAAGGCGCCUGAUGUUUGUUGCCUAGCAACGAGGUGUCAUAGACCAGGGAUGUGUAAUCCCAUGUGAACUACAGUCACACUCUCGUUUGUGCUGGGUGAAUAGUCUAAUGACUUAUCACGGACAUAAGCGGAUCUGGAUUGGCCAGCACUCGACAGACACUCUCACAUUCAGCUGAAAGAGUGUGUGAGAUGUUGCGGUGCGUUUGUUCCUCACUUUAACCAGAGUGACAACAGGCAGGCGUGAAGAUGUAGACAGACAUGGCUUACUCUGACGUCACACAUCAGGAUCUUAAAACUGCACCAUUUCUGCACGUCAAGGAUUUUACAUUAAUGUCCAAUAAGACUCUGAAGAAGUCUCACAUGUUCGACCUUUACUGCUGUGAUUUCUUUAAAGCCACUUAAACUGCCACCUUUGAGUCACUGUAGUCAUGGGUCCAAGAACAGAAACAUUUAGCCGGAGACAGGAGUGUGUUGUGUCUCAGAAAGUAAUGAUACAUGAAGGCUCCUUUGUGUAUUGUGGUAUUUGUUUGAGUUGCCAGUUUUAGCUUCCACAGAACCGAUCCUUGACCUGGGUCAGUUCUGCGUCAACCCCCUGUGCUGUUUGAUCUCUGUUGGUCACUAAAACACUGUGGGUGGUGAGUCAUCUGGCUGUUACAGUUCCUCACACUUCAGGAGGAGGAGGAGGAGGAGGAGGAGGAGGUGGAGAUUCUUGCAUCCAGACUGAGGCAGGGCUCACGGGGUGUGUGGACUAUUUGUAGAGAGGCUGUGGUUGGCUUCAGCAGGAAGUCGUUAGCCGGCGUGUUGAGCUGAAGUCUCCUAAUUGUGUUUUCUGACGGUGCGUUUGUCUUAAUGAGGUUGUAAAGAGUCUUUGUCCUCUGAAGGUGCUCCCCAGCAGCUACCAGGCAGACCGAGGUUUGAUGCGGGGAAAUGGAGCUGUGGAAGAGCUGCUGCUGCAGUGUGUGUCCUCCAGCGUUGUAAUCUCCCACCGCCUUGCUCUCCCCCUCUCAUCAUUAGGACGGAGUGCAUGUCACUGUUCACUCCAGCACUUCCCCAGAACAUGAGGGGCUUGGUCUCGCUCUGCCUCUUCUCCCCCCGAAUUUACACUCUUCACCCUCCAUCACUUCAUGUCUCUCCCCCUAUCCAAUUCUUUGGCCCUGCAGGCCAGUGCAAAGCCUCCUGUUGUCUUCUGCAGGGCUUUGUCUGGCAACAUCGUAUCGCUGUGGCACCAGGUGUCAAUAUUGAUAGAGUUAAUUUAAAUAUGUUAUGGACAUAAUAUUCUUUUUUUUUGUUGUUGUUUAUGAUGAAAUGAACGAACAUAGAUAUUAAGCUGAGACAAAUCGAUGCAACAAUUGUCUUUUGUUGCACUAAACAAAACCCUUGUUUCGACAACAUUUCCCCAACAUUCGAGUAACACAACUUACAGUCGAUAAAAUGGCAAAAAUCGGUAGUGUUAGAGGGGAUCAAGUCAAUGUGUAAUGUGUUUGCAAUGAAUGAAGUCAAGAUCAUGUGAAAGAAUGUCUGAAUAUUUAGGUUUUUUUGGAUAGAUGAAGGAUAUAAAUGAUAAAUCCAAUGAGCAAGCAUUUUAUAUAUAUAUAUAUAUAUAUAGUGACAAAUUGGUGACAAUUGUUGCAGUUGCUGAAAUCCAAACCUAGAUGUGGAAGCAAGGGAUGUGAAUGAAAUUUUCCUAAUACAGUGAAGGCAGAUGUUUAUUAUUCUUUAAAGUCAAGAUCAGCACAUCUCAAAAACUAAAAUACAGUACACUGAAUGUGUACGUUCUGGGAUUUUGUGUGGCCAAUAUUGACAAAAUGUAUUGCUUAUCUUUUAUAAUCUUCAUUGACAGCACAUAGUGUUGUUGGUUUUAUUUCUGAUCGUCUUCACAGAACCAGUCUACAGUGAUUUACUCAUGGUGUUGUGUUUUAGCCAUACAAACAGUUUCAUCAGGACAUUACUGAGGCUUAGUGCCAUCGAUGUCACUCCUUGUGUUUGUAACACAUUAUUUUGUUUCCCGCUAUUUUUAAGUCAUUUUUCAGUCUUGUUGCGAUAUUUAUUUGCUGUUUUUGAUGGAAUAUAUGGGGGAAAAAAGCAUCACUUGUUGAAUAAGUGCCUUAUUUUGUAAAAUAGCGCCUGUAAUAAUUCACCUGCAAUUUUUUAAAUGUAAAACAGCUGCGGUAUGAUUUGAGGUAAUAUUUUCUGCAGUACUUUUGUAUUCAGCGAUGUUAAGUGGUUUAUGUUUUUCUAAUCAGUUUUAUUAAUAAAUAUAUUUGCUUUAGUAGCCGCAUCA
Messenger RNA from Synchiropus splendidus (mandarinfish), 6198 nucleotides. RefSeq names its product myosin 1D (gene myo1d). The coding region runs from base 287 to 3301 and encodes 1004 amino acids. The transcript has 22 exons. Gene Ontology annotation, cellular component: myosin complex; actin cytoskeleton; vesicle. The record is from RefSeq and is a predicted model, not a curated record. Gene Ontology annotation, biological process: actin filament organization; vesicle transport along actin filament. Gene Ontology annotation, molecular function: microfilament motor activity; actin filament binding; ATP binding. Lineage: Eukaryota; Metazoa; Chordata; Actinopteri; Syngnathiformes; Callionymidae.